Molecule: messenger RNA, 3290 nt
Organism: Saimiri boliviensis boliviensis (Bolivian squirrel monkey)
Lineage: Eukaryota; Metazoa; Chordata; Mammalia; Primates; Cebidae
Gene: CLVS2
Product: clavesin 2
Biological process (GO): lysosome organization
Cellular component (GO): membrane; trans-Golgi network; endosome
Molecular function (GO): phosphatidylinositol bisphosphate binding
Source: RefSeq, a predicted model, not a curated record
ACAAAGGGUGAGAGAGGGGCGUGGGGAGGCUGGAGAGCAUCGCUGCCCCACCUGGCCCGGCGAUGCCCGCUCCGCAGCCUGCUGGACAGUGGGAUCUAGGAGCACGCUAAACUUGGAGCUCGGGAUAUUUCCAGGCCACCCAAAUUGCCGUCCUACUCCAGCGAGGCAGAGAGAGGAGCGGCGUGCGCGCGCGAGCUGAGUGAGUGCUUACGUCGCAGCGAGAUCUGUGCUGGGAUAAUUAGAGAGGAGUUGGGCUGAGCGAGUCCUCUUUUAGCAGCAGCAGCCGGAGCCGCCGCAGCAGCCCAGAGGGGCGCGCCGGACUCGGACCGCUCGGGAGAGCCCCCAGGAGAGCCCCGCGCCGCGCAGCAGCCGCCCCGCUGCGCCCACCACCCCGGCUGCUCGGAGGGCGCACAAAGGCGGUGGCCGCCCGAGUGGCCUUCUCCAUCCAGGCGUUCGGGUCCCGCUCCCCACCUUCUCUCCCGAAGGCAGAAAUGGCAGGGCCAGGCGAGGACCUGGGACAGCGGCGGCUCUAGCCCUGCGAUCCCCACCCCUCCUGCUGGGAGAGGCGGCUGGCUGCCCGCGGAGGAUGUGGCCGCGGCUGCUCCCGAGCGCAUCUUCUGCCCGGGCCCCCGCCCCUGCCCCUCUUCUCUGCUCCUUCCAUCCCGCCCAGAGGAGUUGAUGCCGCUGUCGCCGCCGCCGCCGCUGCUGAAGCCGCGGCUGAUGGAUGCCUGGGAGUGUCGCAUUGCUUAGCGACCCCGCCUCCGGGUUUGCUGAUGAUCUCUCUCCGCCCUGGAGCUCAGCGCUGAAGAGCUACCUUAUUAUUAAUCACAAUUUCCAUCGCCACUCCUGGCAGGCGUAUCCUUCAGUAGGGACCGCAGGAACAUUCACAGUGAAGGGCUGAUAUGUGCGUGGGGGUUGUUUUUGUUACAUCUUGGAAGAGAAGAGAAGAGGAAAGUACCAAGAUCGGAACCACCCGUGCCAGGUGGGAUUAGGGGUGAUUUGUUAGGAGGGAGAAAGGACAAGGAGUGCGGAUCCCUUCAGGGGUUCCCAUCUCUUUAAAGGAAAGGGAGGAGGAAGCCAAAGUGGCUGUUGUAUUUUAGGGGGCGGGAGAAGUUUACAUCCCCCCUCCCGGUAAAGCUGGGGGAAAGCAGGAGCAACAGGGCACUUGAUUGGACACCAAGACUAUUAAUUUCCUGUAGGGGAGAGGAAGCAGACAGCAGGAGGUCUGGGGGCUGGAGUGUGUGGUGGUAAAGGCCAAAUUUGCUUUGGGACAGUCAGCUAGGGCUUCUGAGUGAAGGCUCUGGAACAGGCAGAACAAUGACUCAUUUGCAAGCUGGACUCUCCCCUGAGACCCUGGAGAAAGCUCGCCUGGAGCUCAAUGAAAACCCAGACACGCUGCACCAGGACAUCCAGGAGGUGAGGGAUAUGGUCAUCACCAGGCCGGACAUUGGCUUUCUGCGCACGGAUGAUGCUUUCAUCUUACGCUUCUUGCGGGCUAGGAAGUUUCAUCACUUUGAGGCCUUCCGCCUCCUGGCGCAGUACUUUGAGUACCGGCAGCAGAACCUGGACAUGUUCAAAAGCUUCAAGGCCACCGAUCCCGGGAUCAAGCAGGCACUGAAGGAUGGCUUCCCGGGGGGCCUGGCCAAUCUGGACCACUAUGGCAGGAAGAUUCUAGUCCUUUUUGCUGCCAAUUGGGAUCAGAGCAGGUACACACUGGUGGAUAUAUUGCGUGCCAUCUUACUUUCUUUAGAAGCCAUGAUUGAAGAUCCUGAGCUUCAAGUGAAUGGGUUUGUUUUGAUCAUAGACUGGAGUAACUUCACUUUCAAGCAAGCCUCUAAACUCACACCAAGUAUGCUGCGAUUAGCUAUUGAAGGCCUACAGGAUAGUUUCCCAGCGCGAUUUGGAGGAAUUCAUUUUGUCAAUCAACCAUGGUAUAUCCAUGCCCUGUACACCGUGAUCCGGCCUUUCCUGAAGGAGAAAACUCGAAAAAGGAUAUUUUUGCAUGGUAACAACCUGAACAGUCUACACCAACUAAUUCAUCCUGAGAUCCUGCCCUCCGAGUUUGGAGGAAUGCUGCCUCCUUAUGACAUGGGGACAUGGGCAAGAACGCUGCUAGACCAUGAGUAUGACGAUGACAGUGAAUACAAUGUAGACUCCUACAGCAUGCCUGUGAAGGAAGUAGACAAGGAACUCUCCCCCAAGUCCAUGAAGAGAUCCCAGUCAGUAGUGGAUCCUACAGUACUAAAACGCAUGGAUAAAAAUGAGGAAGAAAACAUGCAACCUUUGCUUUCUCUGGACUAAUAACUUCUCUACAUCUCCUUCACGGAUUAGAAAUUGAAAGUGUUGGUUUUCAGCAACAGGGACAGCACUGUGGAGGAAUUACCAGCUGGAAACUGACUUAUUCAUGUUAAUGUAGCAUAAUAUAUAAUAAGGCAUCAGGCUUUCCUUGGCCUGAACCAUGGGGGCCCUGAGCUGGAUUUUUAAAAUGUCAAUAAUUUAUUCUGUAAGUGCCAAGUUCUUUGUAAAUAUAAUGUAAUCUUCAUGUCAAGUUUGUAAAUUUCGGUAGUAACUCAAUUUGGAAAAAGGUUGGCUCAAAACUCCAUGCCAGUGAUAUGAACUAUAACAAAAAGCAGAAAAGACACAAUCAAAGCGAAUUAAAUGUAGCCCUCUUUCCUAUGAAGCCAUAUUUCAGCUAUCAUAGUGAUUGUUGCAUUGUUUUUUUCUGAAACUCUGUCAGUAUUCAAACAUACUUUUAAUGGGCGCACACAACUAAAUGAUUCUAGGAAAUUUCAUGAUUAAUGUAUUUCCUGUCUAGUGAUUUUCAUUUCAGAGAAAUGUGUCUUAGUAACUAUCAUUGCACUUGCAUUUUGGAGGCAAGGAAUGGCAGAUGAGCUGGUAAACUGAACACUUGAACUCUUCUAUGUUGUUUAAUUCCUGGAAUCUUGUGAAAAGAUGUGUUUCCUCAGUUAAGACAUAGAAUUGUAAGAGAGUGGAUUCUUUUUAAAUUGCUGUCUUCACAAUGUGCCCUCUAUUCAAGACCCCAUUAUAUUUCUUUCUAAUGUACUCUAAGUACAUUUCUUCCCCCAAAACUCUUUGACCAAGAGAAUGAGAACUUAUAUGUGAAUAGUGUUUUGACAGCUAAUUUUGAACAUAAAAUUUUCUGCUUACAGGUAAGGGGUUAAUUUCUAAUUGUUGUGCACUGGUUAAAACAUAUAUAUAUUCACUCAUAUAUAUUUUUACUGAGCUCUAAUAAAUCCUUGAUGUAACAGGAUUAUAAAAUAAAUCAUAGA